AUGAAGCUGUACCUUUCUUUACCUCUAUUCGCGUCCCUAGCAUCGGCAAUAUGGCCGAUUCCCGUCCAAUAUGAACACGGAGACGGUGUACUAUUCAUAUCGGAACAUGUUUCCUUUAACUGGGGGGCUGGCGCAGGCAAUGUAGGCUUCACGGACCAGCAUGAGAACACAUACAUCUUCAGGGCGAACUCUGACGAAAUAUCGCACGUACAGGACCAGCAGGGUGGCUAUCGCAAACGCGCCUCCUCCGAUGAAUACGGGAAUGCAAGUGAGGCGCCUACGGGAGACGACAUGGUCGAUUACGCCGUCUACUCGGCGCAUAGGACAAUUUUCAAGAGGGGCUUCGUGCCCUGGAAGUUCCAUCCAAGGGACUGGGAGGAGCCGGAUCCAGAUGAAGCGACAUACAUCACGGAGGUUAAGCUUGAGCUGCUCCAGGAAGAUCCGGAGGAUAUCGCAAAGCCGUUAGCGGGAGCCGUGGAGGAAUCCUAUGCCCUCACUUUGACUAAAGACGGUCAAGCAACCAUAUCCGCGAACUCGAGCGUCGGAAUUAUUAGGGGCCUCACCACAUUCACGCAGCUAUUCUUCCAGCAUUCAAAAGAAGGAGCCUACACAACCCUCGCACCCGUCAAAAUCUUCGAUGCACCGAAAUUCCAACACCGCGGUGUUAAUCUCGACGUCUCGCGAAACUACUUCUCAGUCAAGGACAUCAAGCGCACAAUCGACGCUCUAGCCUACAACAAAAUGAACCGGUUCCAUCUCCACGUAACCGAUUCCCAGUCAUGGCCUCUUGAGAUUCCAUCUCUACCCGAGCUCUCCGAAAAAGGCGCAUACCGUCCGGAUCUAGUCUAUUCUGCAGACGACUUCAGAGACCUCCAGCACUUUGCAGCUAUUCACGGCGUUGAGAUGAUCACCGAGAUCGAUAUGCCAGGCCACACUUCCUCAAUCUACUUAAGCCACCCCGACCUCAUCGCCGCCUACAACGUCCAACCAAACUGGAACACCUACGCGGCCGAACCGCCCUCCGGAACUCUCAAGCUAAACUCAUCCGCCGUAUCCGACUUCCUCGAAACGCUCCUUGACGACCUUCUCCCGCGCAUCUACCCAUUCUCUUCCUACUUCCACACAGGCGGCGACGAAGUGAACAAGAACGCAUACACGCUCGACGACACCGUCCAAUCCAACGACACCGCCGUCCUCCAGCCCCUGAUGCAAAAAUUCAUCGACCGAAACCACGACCAAGUCCGCGCCAUGGGCCUCACGCCAAUUGUCUGGGAGGAGAUGCUGCUGGAAUGGAACCUCACGCUCGGCGACGACGUCAUAGUGCAGAGCUGGCAGAGCGACGAAGCAGUCGCGCAGAUUGUGGAAAAGGGACAUAAAGCGCUUGUCGGAAACUAUCAAUACUGGUACCUCGACUGCGGCAAAGGCCAAUGGCUCAACUUCGACCCCUCCAUCGCCGCUUCCAACUGGCCCUUCAAUGACUACUGCGCCCCCUACCACAACUGGCGCGCCAUGUACUCGUACGACCCGCUCUCCGGCGUCCCCGACGACAAGCAGCAUCUCGUGCUCGGCGGCGAAGCGCACAUGUGGGCCGAGCAGACCGAUCCCGUGAAUGUCGAUCGCAUGAUCUGGCCGCGAGCCGCGGCUGCGGCGGAGGUUUUGUGGAGCGGAGCGAAGGAUGAGAAUGGACAGAAUAGGAGCCAGAUCGAAGCAGCGCCGAGGCUGAGCGAGAUGAGGGAGAGGCUUGUGGCGAGGGGUGUGGGCGCAGAUGCGAUUCAAAUGUCGUACUGUACGAUGAACGGGACGCAGUGUGCAUUGGGAUUGUCAUAG
Molecule: messenger RNA, 1827 nt
Organism: Trematosphaeria pertusa
Lineage: Eukaryota; Fungi; Ascomycota; Dothideomycetes; Pleosporales; Trematosphaeriaceae
Product: glycoside hydrolase family 20 protein
Exons: 2
Coding region: 1-1827 (608 amino acids)
Biological process (GO): carbohydrate metabolic process; glycosaminoglycan metabolic process
Cellular component (GO): membrane
Molecular function (GO): beta-N-acetylhexosaminidase activity
Source: RefSeq, a predicted model, not a curated record